This is a messenger RNA of Cucurbitaria berberidis CBS 394.84, 2868 nucleotides long. RefSeq lists its product as uncharacterized. The transcript is spliced from 2 exons. The record is from RefSeq and is a predicted model, not a curated record. Gene Ontology annotation, molecular function: ATP binding; chromatin binding; ATP-dependent chromatin remodeler activity. Gene Ontology annotation, cellular component: nucleus; pericentric heterochromatin. Bases 78 to 2807 code for a protein of 909 amino acids. Lineage: Eukaryota; Fungi; Ascomycota; Dothideomycetes; Pleosporales; Cucurbitariaceae. Gene Ontology annotation, biological process: negative regulation of gene expression via chromosomal CpG island methylation; regulation of DNA-templated transcription; pericentric heterochromatin formation.
CCACCUGCCCCUGACGAAAACAAAGACGAUCUUGGUUCCUCUAAUUGCUUCAUAAAAAAGGCUUUCCUGCUCGCAAAAUGACCUCUUCCUCGAUUACUAGUGCAAACUCCGCGUCACAAAAGUCCACACCCGCGUCAUCACCACCACCAGCCGAUAUGGAUACAGAAGGUGUGUCAAAGUCGAUGCAGGAGGAAGAGCAACGCAUGAGAUCACAGCGCGAGAAACAUGACGCGAAACGCGACGCGCAAUUAGAGAAAGAGAGACAAGAGGACAUUAAGAGUGGAAAAGACAUUUUGGAUAAAAAGUUCCAGCAAUUGGAGUUCUUGAUGAACAAAAGUAAGUUGUACGCGACGGUCAUGCUUGCGCAAAUGCAACGACAAGAAGACGAAGAGAAAGCACAAGACGAGAAGACACAGGGCCAAACCUCGAAACGAGAAAAGAAAGCCGAGCAAGUGGCAGCCGAGUCACAACGACGAGCGACACGCGGUUCGGUAGCAAGCGGGGCAUCGAAGUCAAAAAUAGAGGAUGAAGAUACAGCACCCAAGAAGAAGGGCCGCGGGCGACCGAAGAAGCAAGAUGCGAAGAUAUCGAGCUACUUCAGAAAGGAAGAUAUCGAGAGUAAGACAGACAUCAAGAAUGUGGCCGACGCGCUGAAGGAGGCUGCGGACGAGGACAACAUAAGGACAGGUGACGUUGGCAUACAGAACCUUAGGUCAGCGCGACAACCGAAACUGGUCACAGGGGGCACAAUGCGGUCAUACCAGCUGGAAGGACUUGAGUGGAUGCUGUCACUCUACGAGAACGGUAUCAAUGGCAUUCUGGCGGACGAAAUGGGCCUGGGCAAGACUAUCCAAACAAUCGCCAUGCUCGCGCAUCUGUGGGAGAACAAGUCUUACGGUCCCUUCUUGAUCGCUGCACCUCUCAGCACGACGAGCAACUGGGUCGCAGAGUUUGAAAAGUGGACACCAAGCUUGCCGGUCAUGCUAUACCAUGGUGAUAAGAAGGAGCGGGAGAGAUUGCGCAAUACAAGACUUCGGAACCCUGGGACGGACCAGUUUCCUAUCAUGGUCACCAGCUACGAGAUCUGCAUGAACGAUCGGAAGUAUCUCACUAGCUUUGGUUGGCAAUUCAUCAUCAUUGAUGAAGGACAUCGUAUCAAAAAUCUCGAUUGUCGCCUUAUCCGCGAACUACAGCAGUUCCAGUCCGCCAAUCGUCUGCUCAUUACUGGUACACCGCUCCAGAACAAUCUUACUGAAUUAUGGUCAUUAUUGCACUUCCUUCUACCAACGGUGUUCGACAAGCUCUCAACAUUCGAAAGCUGGUUCGACUUUUCUGGCCUGAAGGACAAGUCGAGCUACGAGCAGUUGCUUUCAGAAGAACGGCAACAAUAUCUCGUAAAAUCACUGCACGCUGUAUUAAAGCCGUUUUUGCUACGCCGUGUGAAGACAGAUGUUGAGAGUUUGAUGCCCAAGAAGCGGGAGUAUAUCCUAUUCGCACCUCUUACAGCAAUGCAGCGUGAGUUGUACCAGGCCAUCCUCGAUGGUACAAGCCGUUCAUUCCUAGAGGAGAAGGCAGUCGAGAGACUUAGCGUUGGCCUCAACAGCGGAGCAGCAACACCUCUUAGUAUCCGCAGCAAUAAUGGUAGCCGAAAGCGGAACGCGUUAUCAGAUGUCAGUACUCCUAACAAAAGCGCAAAGACAUCUCGUGCAGGAACACCAGCGUCCGUCGCAUCCAAUCUCAGCCGCACUCGACCAAGGAGGAACUAUGAAGAAGUCAGCGACACGCAGUACUUUGCAGACUUGAACAAAGAGGAUAGCGAGCCUGAGGAGGAAGAUGAGCUCGAUUCUGAGGGAGAAGAGGAGAAGAUACGUGCUGCGACGUUCGAAAUUGCAAAGCGGCAACUCAUGCAGAAGAAGCUGGGUAACCCCGUCAUGCAGCUCCGACUGUGCUGUAACUCACCCUACAACUUCUUUAACCCGUUUAUCAAGGCGGAUACAGACGGUUCUGAGAUAUUCGCAUCGGAGACUGAACCUGAUGAGAGCCUUGUAAGCACGUCAGGGAAGAUGCUACUACUCGAUUCUCUGUUGCCGGAGUUAAUAAGAAGGGGCCACAAGGUGCUGAUCUUCAGCCAAUUCACAACAACGCUCGAUCUUCUCGGCCAUUAUCUCGACUUGCGGUCCUGGAAGUAUGCUCGCAUCGACGGCUCAGUCGCGCAAUCUGAUCGUCAAGCACAGAUCUUGGCGUUUAACAAACCGUCCGAGGCGAAAGAAGCGACAGACAUCUUCAUCCUAUCUACUCGAGCGGGCGGCCAGGGCAUCAAUCUCGCAGCCGCUGACACCGUCAUUCUCUUCGAUAGUGACUGGAACCCACAGCAAGACCUCCAAGCAAUGGACCGUGCACAUCGCAUCGGGCAAACGAGAAACGUCAUUGUGUACCGCUUCGCGACACGCAACACUGUCGAGCAGAAGCUACUCGAGAGUGCUGAAGGGAAACGACGGCUUGAGAAACUUGUCAUUCGCAAAGGCGGCGUCCGAAAUGAUAGAGGCAAAACUAGCGGCGUUGAGAAGGAGCAAGAAGUUGAAGAGUUGCAGAAGCUGCUCAGAAGAAGCGACGGUGAACGGUUUGACAUUGAGGGCACUGAAAGCGGAAAUCUUCUGGGGGAGGAGGAAAUGGAAAUCUUGCUAGAUAGGAGCGAUGACGCAUAUGAGAGGGCGGAGAAAGGAUUGGAUAUAGGUGGAGACGGGGCGGUUUUCCAGGCUGUGGGGAAGAGAGAUGAAGGUGCUCUGAUGGAGGGGUUGAAAGCAUAGAGCUGGUAGGGUAUUAAGACAAUCAGUGAUUUAGGAUUAAUAAUUAUUGAAGAAACGGAAU